GAGAUCGUCGUCACAACUCGUAGUAAAUAUCCGAGGCCAAACCACAAGGUCAGUCUAACUCCGCGUACUUUAUUCCCAAGCUCGCCGGCUCGCUCUAGGGCGUGUCUUCCUGCGAGGAACGCGCGCGCACUAUUUUUUGAGUGUGUACGGUAGUACGGUGCGCCGAUAUAAAGGCUCCCCGCGUGCGAGCCGGUAUUUACAAACUGUACGUAUUGUGCUGUUGUACACUUGGGGGCCCCACUGGCUGCCUGGACCACGAGUCUGCUUGCCUGUCUCCACGAUGACGGUUCUCAUCUUCGAUAACACGUCGUCUGCUGCCGGAGUAUCAGUGAUGGACAAAUCUCAAGUUCGAAAGAAUUUGUCGGAAGAAGAAAACGAAUUAAAAAUUGUAACGGGAUCUGCGGUUCGGACGAAGUGUUUGAUGAGUAAGGGACACGGAGGAGGAGGAUCUUUCUUGUGUGUGGAGGAUGAGUGUUCGGAGAAAUUAAUUUGUGGCGGGAAUGGAGUGGACAGUGUGAGAAUCGAUCACCCGUACGCGUUAUCGAAUGUUAACGAGCGUUCGGACUUGGCUUCUCUGAUGGAAACGUGCGAGCUGGAUGCGGACUUCCUAAAGGAGGCCGUCAACGACAAAGAGAGCUUCCAGCACUUUCUGGAUGAUGUCAUCAACGACUACGACGUACCGGCAGACGACAUUGUCCUUGGACUCCUCGACGAAAGUGUCAACGGGCACCGAGUGUCGGCCAAGUCGCCCUAUCAGCCAGCGCCGUCCCUCAACUCCUGCAUCUUCUCCACGGCAGGGUCCACGGAGACCAAGCUCUGCUCCAGCGUGUCCUCCUCCUUCCCGAUGACCACCUGCUCCUCCCAGUGGAUGAAACAGGCCGACCUCUUCCGGACAACCUUCGCGGUGGCGGCGACAACCUUCGCGGUGGCGGCGACAACAACUGUAACCCUUUCGUCUACAACUGUUCUCCCUUCGUCCUCGUCUUCCUCCACGUUCACAAUGUCUUCAGCCACCGAGAAGAAGAGCGAAUUGCAAGAUUCUCUUCUGGACGAAGACAUAGAUGACACUUCAGUGACAGUUAGUCUCAGUGCCGACGACGACGACGACAGGUUCGACUGGUCGGUGGGGUCAUCUUUGGUACCAGACGCCGCAGACCUGAAGGCGACGAUAGACGAUAAUAACAACGUUUUCGCUGCGGAACAGAAGGAAGUCUGCGGGGACUGUCUGUCGGUGUCGGUUUCUCACCAAAUUUCCAACGGUGUGUGUCUCUUGUGCUCCGCUGCCAGACUGAUGAAGGCCAAGGACAGCUGCAGUUGCCAGGGGCCAGACUACUUCAGCUCCGGUCCGCUCCGUCUGGGGAUCCCUGACCUAUCGCCAGGAAACCCUUCGCCAGGCGGCGGAAAAAGAAAAAGUGAAGCUGAUGACGAUGAUAGCUCGUGUCUUGAUAACGACUCUGCCUGGAAGCGAGCGAGACUUUGCGGGGAGGUUUCCGAGGGCUCUUCUGUGGAAUUCUCCUCUGCGGGGGGCUCGGAGACUGGAGGGGUGCUCGAUCAUGUCACGGUGUCCUCCACCCGGGACUGCCAAGAACGCCCCAACCCAGACGAAGAAAAAUGCAUGGACAGCAAGAAAGAUCAUCUCCUGGACAUUCUGUGGCUGUUCCACCCGGACACUUCGGUGUCAGAAGAUUCCCUGCCGCUCAUGACCGAGCAACGGUUUCUGUGACCUCUUCGUGAAACUUUUCCACGAAAUUUCCCUCCCCCUGACCUCCCGGCUACUCUAGAUCUGUCCUCCCUUCCGUUGAGAUUGUUUUGGCUGUGAUAUUUCCGUGAUAUACGUCCACAUACGAACUAUGCUUUUUCAGGGGCAAGUGUUAAUAAUGACAUCCUCGCCUUCUCUCAUCAGUCUUUUUCUUUCUCUCUCUCUCACCUUUCUCUCUCUCUCACACACACACACACAAAGAAGAGAAUCAGGGACCUCAAGAGAACUGACUGGGGGCAAGGAGUAGUAGUUUUGGUCUCUUGCUGUCCGGUCAGACAGUCCCCAACACCAUCGUUAAUUAUUCGUGGAAAAUUAGUUUUUUUUAUUUGGACUUUUUUUGGUGGUGGGUGGGUAGACUACUGUUUUCAUCACCUAUAAAAUAGACUGGCGAGACGUUUUGUAGAAAAAACAAACAAAAAGCCUGCUUUUGGUUGUGUGAUAUUUGACUACAUACCAGUGUCUUUGGUAUUGUUCGCAGUGUAUCUUUGAUAUCAAAUGCCUUUCAAUUUUUUGUAAGGUUUUGUCUGUUUUGUGAGAUUUUGAUUCGACUUCAUUGUUGUCUAAUUUGUUGCCUAAAUACUUGUUCUACUUUCCCUUGCAAGAGCAGAGAGAACUCGGCCUGCUUACUCGUUUGUGUUUUGGGUAGGAACAUUAAAGAACUUCUUUAAAGUGCUUGCAUAUGUAA
Messenger RNA from Pomacea canaliculata, 2444 nucleotides. RefSeq lists its product as uncharacterized. The transcript is spliced from 2 exons. The coding region runs from base 281 to 1723 and encodes 480 amino acids. Lineage: Eukaryota; Metazoa; Mollusca; Gastropoda; Architaenioglossa; Ampullariidae. The record is from RefSeq and is a predicted model, not a curated record.